UAGGUUAACACGCAUCAUGUAUUUCCCCGAAGCAUAGUCAUCGCAUCAAACGGAUCUGUAGCUAUUUUUUAACCCUUGAAAACUUUUGUCCUGCUAUUUAAACCCGAAAUUAGUUAAUUAUUCCCAACUACCUAGUCUCAUCCGACAGCAUAAUUGUUGAGCUGAAAAGUUCCACAGAACAAGUGAAAGUCAAUUUAACGACUUUCCCUAUACGCCUGCACUCCUACGACGCAACUUUAGUAGUAACUGCCCCAUUUCUACUUUGGUCGUGGUUUACUUGAAGUGUGUUGACUUGGGAAGAAAUAAACACAUAAAGACGCAAUUCGGCGUGUCGUCGUUCAUCCUCCUCGUGAUUGGUGGUCAUUAAAGAAUAAAAAGAGGAUACAUAAAUGAGGAGAAGUAGGAAACGACCACUGACAGAGUGCUUGUCUGAAAAUAACGGACCUCCAGAUAACAAGCGGAAUCGCCCCUCAGAGGAACAACGCGUACCCCCACCACUCCCACAAACCGGAAAUAAUAAUAGUCGAUAUCGUAGAAGACGAGGGAGAAGGUCGGUCUUUAAUCAGUCGCAGCAUAUUGAGGAACGAAGUAACAGUGGAUUUGACGCAGAAGGACAAAGACGAAAACGACACAUUAACAAUAACGCAUCAGUUUCUGACUCAACUUCAAUCGAAGUCGAUGAAAACGACAUUGCAGAAUUAAGUCUGCAACUGAAAAAGGCCCGUCUUCGACCCGUCUUCUUUACAAUUUCGUCCUUCAUCGAGCAGACUGUGACCGACGUGAGUGUCACCGUUGGGGACGAGGAAGAAUCAGGAUCAACGAAUAAUAAUAAUAUUUUUUACAAUCAUGGCGACGGUACCGACGCGACGUCCACUUUUACAUUUGUUCUCCCACUCCCAGCCCCCCAGUCCGCAGGGGAUGAAUACGGUCACAGCGCUGACCGCGAUAAUGCUACUGCUCAUGAGGAGAAGGCAUAGUCAGCCAUAGACAUAGAUUCGAUAGACGCUAAAUUUAUUUAUUACGACUAAAAUUUAUACAGUAGGAAAAACAAUAAUGCGUACUUAUGAAAAACUGACUUGUGAUAUUCGCAAAAUACAUACUUCGCAUAACAUGGGAAAUAAGAAGAGAUGUUCUCUUGUGAGUUUAUAACGCCAUGAUGCAAAAAUUUUGAUUAGUGUAUUUCGAAAAUUUUGGAAUUUUUAAUAUUUGAACUUGAUAUGUAAAUGAAAUUGGAAAUGCGUUUCUCAAUUAUACCAUUUUAUGACGAUAUUACUUGAAUAAAACUCUAAAUUAGAGACGUAAUUGAG
Folsomia candida is the source of this 1307-nucleotide messenger RNA. RefSeq lists its product as uncharacterized. Bases 390 to 977 code for a protein of 195 amino acids. Lineage: Eukaryota; Metazoa; Arthropoda; Collembola; Entomobryomorpha; Isotomidae. The record is from RefSeq and is a predicted model, not a curated record. The transcript is spliced from 2 exons.